AUGGCCGAUUCAACCCAACCCGACGAUCACACCGCCGCCGUGAAACCCUACAACCCCUACCAAGACCUCGACGCUCCGAUCAAGAAGCUCUACCACCUCCCAACUUCGCCGGAGAAUCUCUUUCCCGACGUAGCUUCAAGACCCUACCGUUCAUGGGGAAACAACCUCCAGCACUGCACCGGCAUUUGCUUCCUCUCCGGCGGCACCGUCGGCCUCGUCCACGGCGCCGUUAAGGGACUCAAGGCCGCCGGCGCCGGCGAGUCUCGGAAGGUCAUGAUGAGCAGGGCUUUGAGCUCCGGGCUGGAGCUGGGUGGGAGGUACUCAGGGACUAUGGGGAUUUUGGGGUUUUACUUCUCUGUGAUUGAGAGUGGGAUUGACUCUUACAGGGGUAAAGAGGGGAUUUUGAACACUGGUGCUGCUGGAUUUGGGGCUGGGGCGAUGUACAAGGCGGCGCGUGGGCCAAGGGCGAUGGCGGUUGCGGGGGUGAUUGGUGGCGCUGCGGCUGUGGCGGCGGUUUCGGGGAAAACGGCGGUGAAGAAGUAUGUUGGGGAGGUUGGUGUUUGGGGGUUUUGA
This is a messenger RNA of Fragaria vesca subsp. vesca, 573 nucleotides long. RefSeq names its product mitochondrial import inner membrane translocase subunit TIM23-3-like. Bases 1 to 573 code for a protein of 190 amino acids. Gene Ontology annotation, biological process: protein import into mitochondrial matrix. The transcript has a single exon. Gene Ontology annotation, molecular function: transmembrane protein transporter activity. The record is from RefSeq and is a predicted model, not a curated record. Gene Ontology annotation, cellular component: TIM23 mitochondrial import inner membrane translocase complex; mitochondrial inner membrane. Lineage: Eukaryota; Viridiplantae; Streptophyta; Magnoliopsida; Rosales; Rosaceae.